This is a messenger RNA of Engraulis encrasicolus (European anchovy), 1092 nucleotides long. Its product is annotated as mucin-2-like. NCBI's taxonomy places the organism in Eukaryota, Metazoa, Chordata, Actinopteri, Clupeiformes, Engraulidae. The transcript is spliced from 3 exons. The record is from RefSeq and is a predicted model, not a curated record. Bases 286 to 1092 code for a protein of 268 amino acids.
UCAAGUAAGUCAGGACUCCUCGUUACUACUGCAUCUCAGUAUCUCCUCAGCCUCUGUUCACAAUGUCAAUACCGCAGUUCAUACUGUCCUCUACCACCAUGGCAUAGUUUGGUGUGGGUGUCUGUCUGUGCGCGCGCGUGCGUGUGCGUCUGUCUGUCUGUCUGUCUGUCUGUCUGUCUGUCUGUCUGUCUGUCUGUCUGUCUGUGUGUAAGUAGAGAUACUUCAGUAAAAUAAAUUGGUGCGUGUGUGUGUGCGAUCUUCCCUUUGUGAUUCAGUGGCAUCACAAUGUCUCAAGAGCUCACAACCCAGCAGGACCCACGGCCUGUUACUAUUGGACAGCAGGACACCCAGCCUUUUCUUAUUGGACAGCAGGACAUAGCCCCUUUUCUGAUUGGACAAAGCCAUGCGUCUCCAGUGUUGUCCUCCACAAGAACGUGGGACACUUCUCCUGCUAUCAUCGACCAACAGAAUGGGUCCUCUAUGCCAAUUGGCCCACAUCAUGGUUCUCCCGUUCGAUUGGACCCCAGAAGGAACUCUGUCCCGCCUACCCAGCCCCUCCCAGCCAAACAGCUGCUGGCAUAUCUGCCCCGCCCCAGCCCCGGCAAGACCAGAUACACACCCUACUCAAAGACGGUGGACAUGAAGGUGGCUGCUGUGGUAGUGGCGGCCCUAAACUCCCACAACGUUCCUGAUCCAUCACCACACAACAUUCCCUCUGCAUCCCACAGUAUCCCAACAGCAUCUCAGAACUUAACCCUUACAUCCCACAGCAUUCCCGUUUCAUCCCCCAUUAUUCCCCCUACAUCUCACACUAUUUCCGGUAACUCAAACAGUAUUCUCUUUCCAUCCCACUCUAUUCCAGCUACAACACACGGUAUUCCAACAACACCUCAGACCAUAACUCUUAUAUCUCACAGUGUUUCCACUACCGGUACACCCGACAUGAUUCCAGCAACAUCCUCCAGUAUGCCCACUAUGCCCCCUCUGUAUCCAGCUCCCCCCUCUACUCUUUUCCUGCUCCCUUCGCCAAGCCUGCACACCACCCCCGUCGCACAUCCCAACCAACCCCCCUCGCCCUCCCCCUCCCUCUAG